Molecule: messenger RNA, 1183 nt
Organism: Drosophila subpulchrella
Lineage: Eukaryota; Metazoa; Arthropoda; Insecta; Diptera; Drosophilidae
Gene: Snap29
Product: synaptosomal-associated protein 29
Exons: 2
Coding region: 102-953 (283 amino acids)
Biological process (GO): synaptic vesicle fusion to presynaptic active zone membrane; exocytosis; synaptic vesicle priming
Cellular component (GO): plasma membrane; SNARE complex
Molecular function (GO): syntaxin binding; SNAP receptor activity
Source: RefSeq, a predicted model, not a curated record
GCAAUCGAUAACUUUCAAUCGACGGACAACAACAAAGAAAAAUAAAAGUUUAUGAAAACACAACAAAAUUGAACAAUUUAGAAAUUUAACUGUCCCAAAACAUGGCCCACAACUAUCUGCAGCCCGUGCACGACCACUUCGAUGAUGUGGACAGAUUCGAUGACGUGGACGAUGAGCUAUUCCUGCAGAACAAGCGAACGGGAGCACCAAAGGCUCCGCAGCAGAGGAGCACCAAUCCCUUCGAGAUGGAGGACGAUGACGAUGAGGAGAUAACCUCGUCGCCCUCGGUGGCUGCCCAACGACUGGCUUAUGCGGAAAAACGGAGAGCCAUCGAGCAGCGAACUCUGGACUCCACCAACAAGAGCUUGGGUCUGCUGUACGAAACCCAGGAGGUGGGCAAGGCCACUGCUGUGGAGCUGGCCAAGCAGCGGGAGCAGCUGGAGAAGACUUCGCAUCAGCUGGACGAGAUCAACUCCACGCUGCGCUUCAGCCAGCGUCAUCUGACUGGCCUGAAGAGUGUCUUUGGCGGCCUAAAAAACUACCUCUCCGGCAACCGGGAUCAGCCCCCCACCGCUGCUGGUUCGCCCACGACCAGUCAGUCCUCCCAGGAGGCCAAUAGCAACAUUGAUAUGGGCGCCUGUGGAGGAGCUAGUCCUCCGGCUCUGUCACCUGCGGAGCGCUACGACAAUCAUCCAGUGAGCCAGCUGCGUGGCGAUUCCAGCAGCACCUACCAAUCCCAGCGACAGGUGUCCAAUCCUUUCCAGGCCCAGAUCGACGCCAAUCUGGAGGAGAUGUGCAGCAAUCUGUCGGUGCUUAAGAUGCUGGCCACUGAUCUGGGCGGCGAAAUUGAGUCGCAGAACGAGUUGCUGGAUAAUAUGAACUACAAAAUCGAGGAUGUCGACUUGAAGAUCCACAAGCAGAAUAAGGACAUGAGCAAGCUCCUAAAGAAGUGAAUAAAGUCGUCGAUACCAUUAUGUUUACUGCAUCCUUAGAAUAGCCCCCUUGAACAUACAAAUCAUAGUCAUACCAUAUCGCAAGAUGAGCACCACACAAGGCCAUUACGAAUGCAUUCCUCAUUAUGUUUCCUAGUUUUUUAUUGUUACACACACCAAAAAAAAUUCUCUCGGAGUGCUUCAGUUGGAGAGCGAUAAGUGUUCAGUUUUGAAUAAAAAUUCAUAUAAAA